Syngnathus acus (greater pipefish) is the source of this 1729-nucleotide messenger RNA. RefSeq names its product motile sperm domain containing 1 (gene mospd1). Gene Ontology annotation, cellular component: cytoplasm. The record is from RefSeq and is a predicted model, not a curated record. The coding region runs from base 536 to 1192 and encodes 218 amino acids. The transcript has 6 exons. NCBI's taxonomy places the organism in Eukaryota, Metazoa, Chordata, Actinopteri, Syngnathiformes, Syngnathidae.
AUGACCGGUGGUUCCUUUUCUGUGUCGUGAAUGCGUAAUGAUUCUAACAUUAAAAAUACACUAAUUACGUUUUUAGUAUCCAUUUAUACAUUCUGAAAGAUGUCCCUUACAGUUAACGUGGUUAAUAUGCCCUUGAUUAGCGCAAAGAUCUUGGUUAAACAUUAUAUGUCUUUAAUACAACAGCACGAGUGCAUGGUGCUCCAACGAAAGUAAGCAGCAAACACACUUGGUUGCUGUCAAGUCGUUUUGUUGACGUCUCUGCACGUUCUCGGAAGCCUUCCCAGAAUGCAGCGCGAACUCUGCAGCCUAUUUUGACCAAAGGGGGUGUGGGGGGGAAAGAGGCUAGAAAGGAAUAGCAGUAAAUUGGGUUCGGCACAAGAAAAUCCCGGUGGUGACAUAACCUGAGACUAAAGUGCCAUGCCAUAGAAGCCAGGAGUACCGUUUUCUUUUACACGGACGGUCUGCUUGAGUUUGCGGAGCGAGGGAAGAGGGCGGCAGGGCAGACGGGGGACGGAAAACAGCUCAGUGGGGGCCAAUGCAGCAGCAGCAUCGACAGCCUGAGCUGGUGGAAGGAAACCUUCCCGUGUUCGUGUUCCCCACUGAGCUCGUCUUCUACGCCGAUGAGCAGACGUCUCACAAGCAGGUGCUCACCCUCUACAACCCCUAUGAGUUUGCUCUCAAGUUCAAAGUGCUGUGUACAGCGCCAAACAAGUACACGGUGGUGGACGCCACCGGAGCUGUCAAGCCGCACUGUUGUGUUGAUAUUGUAAUCCGACUUCGAGACGUGCGACCAUGCCACUACGGCGUGUACGACAAGUUCCGCCUGCAGGUGUCAGAGCAAAGUCAGCGCAAAGCUCUGGGCCGCAAGGAGGUCACGGCAACGCUCCGUCCCUCCGCCUCCCAGGAGCCCGGCGGCCUCCGUUCUCAGGAUGAUGAGCGCAGGGCCAAAGAUCAGAUGGCGGACAGCGAGUUUUUUGAACAGACUGUUUUUCAAACAGAAAGUCGUCCUGCCGCCGGAGGGCCCAGUUUGUUGACGGUGCUACUGGGGCUGGUGUGUGUGGCCGCCCUGAUGCUCCCAACUCUGGGGGAGCAAGAAUCCACUGUGCCUGUCUACCUCCACUUAAGUGUUAACAAGAAACUUGUAGCUGCUUAUGUUCUUGGACUUCUCACAAUGGUCAUCCUACGCACAUGAAAGGCAUGAAGCGGAGGGGGCCAAAUUAUUCAGACAUUGCCACACACCACUACUGUUACAUUAGCUGGCUACAGGGGGUGGUGUUCUCUCCCAACAGGUCUUCGCUCCUGAAACAUUUGAGUGUUUUCUCUUUCGAACGCAGGUUUGUGUUUGUGGCACAUUGAUGUAAACAGACCUGUGGUGGGUCCUCAGGGGAGUCCGUCCCUAAGCAGGACCUGUGAAGAAGCAUGAUAGCCUCGUGCUUCCGAAUGCUAUGAAACUGAAGUGAGCAGCCGUGUCAAAGAAUAUGCAUCCUACAUGUAUAUAAAGCCAUAGCAAUUUUCGUAUUGUAUUUACUAGUAACCGACAUUGAUGUUUCAAGUCAUGUAAGUGUAGAGAAACAAAGACAAUGCAGUUUUCUGCAUGGAUCAGUACCUAUCUGAAUGCAUUUUCUUCCCCCCCUUCAGCAGUCAUGUCAACGAAGGCCUUUUGCUCAAAAUACUUGUACUCUUACAAUAUUCUGAACAUUUAAUAAAGUGUCAGUAUGUCAGCCUGUUA